This is a messenger RNA of Cervus elaphus (red deer), 1063 nucleotides long. It is a transcript of the gene INMT, whose product is annotated as indolethylamine N-methyltransferase. Bases 33 to 824 code for a protein of 263 amino acids. Gene Ontology annotation, molecular function: amine N-methyltransferase activity; N-methyltransferase activity. Gene Ontology annotation, cellular component: cytosol. The transcript is spliced from 3 exons. Lineage: Eukaryota; Metazoa; Chordata; Mammalia; Artiodactyla; Cervidae. The record is from RefSeq and is a predicted model, not a curated record.
CAGUGGGAGAUGCAGCAAGGUUUGCAGCCAGAAUGGAGGGCAAGGUGUACACAGGAGAGGACUACAAGACAAAGUUCAACCCCAGGGACUACUUAAAGACCUACUACGCCUUUGAUUCAGGCACUGUAGCUGAAAACGAAAUCUUGAAAUUCCUCCUGAAUAAUCUCUUCGAAACUUUCUCUCCAGGAGGCGUGGGAGGUGACAUCCUGAUCGACGUCGGCACAGGCCCCACCAUCUACCAGCUGCUCUCAGCCUGCGAGGCCUUCCGGGAGAUCAUCGUGUCAGACUACUUGGAGCUUAACCUCCGGGAGGUGGACAAGUGGCUGAAGAAGGAGCCGGGGGCCUAUGACUGGUCCCCAGCCGUGCAAUACGUGUGUGAGCUCGAGGGAGACAGGAGCAAGUGGCAGGAGAAGGAGGCCCGGCUCCAAAGGACAGUCACGCGGUUACUGACAUGCGACGUGAACCAGCCCCGUCCUCUGGGGUCGGCCCAGGUGCCCGCAGUGGACUGCGUGCUGACCCUGCUGGCCCUGGAGUGCGCCUGCCGUGACGUGGACGCCUACCGGGCAGCCAUCCGGAGCCUGGUCGGCCUACUGAAGCCAGGCGGGCACCUGGUCACCUCGGUGGCCCUGCACUUACAGAACUACAUGGUGGGACACAGUAAGUUCUUUGGCCUCCCACUGGAGAAGGAGACAGUGGAGAAGGCCUUGCAGGAGGCCGGCUGCCAGGUGCUAAAGAGCCAGUACAGCCCUAUUAACUACUCAGAGGCCUACUGCAUCAACGAGGGCCUCUAUUUUGUGGUCGCCCGCAAGGAUCCUGGGGCCUGAGUCCAGUCUGGCAGACGGGGCCUGCCCAGACCGGGAAGUCAGGGUCCCAAAGUCUAGUAAGUCUGGAGCCCCCCACUGCAGAGUCAGCCUGAACACCAUCCCUUCCAUCUUAUUACUAUGUCCCCAGGUCACAGGUGAAAGGCGAGUUCUCCCUGCCCCCAGCCCAGGUAUCCAUCCCCCACACCCUUUUCCCUUUCAUCCUGCACCAUAAGUCAGGAAAAUAAAGUGGCUCAGCCAAA